AUGAUAUUUCCGCCAGAGUUGAAGACGCAUGCUCAAAAAGUAUGUUCUUUGUAUAAAACAGGAUUGAGGAUGAUAGAAUCUUAUUAUGUUAUAAGGCCUGUAAUUCGUUAUCAUCAAGUUCUUUUAAGGAAGCGCUUCGAUGAUAAAAAAUGCAUUUGUGAUCCUAAAGAACAACGUAAACUUCUAUGGCUUGGCGAACAUGAAGCAUUUAUGAAGAAACAUCCACUACCACUUGCAAAGUUUCCGAAAUCUGUUGGACGUGCUGGCGGUGUAGCAUUUGAACGCGUUGUUCAACCCCCGGACUGGGUUUUGGAUUAUUGGCAUCCAUUAGAGAAAGCGCAAUAUCCUGAAUAUUUCAAAACUAGGGAAUGUAGAAAAUGCGAGUAUAUACAAAAAUGGCAAGCAGGAAUUUUAUAA
Molecule: messenger RNA, 417 nt
Organism: Parnassius mnemosyne (clouded apollo)
Lineage: Eukaryota; Metazoa; Arthropoda; Insecta; Lepidoptera; Papilionidae
Source: the annotation of a GenBank genome assembly